AUGACCCAAACCAAUCCCAAUGUCCAACCGUUACCCUCCCCUCUACCCUCCCCCGGAACCAUGUCUGAGCGCGAGUUCCGUGCCCUCGAGGAAUGGGUUCCAGCAGAGACUCUCAAAACUCGUGCAUCUGGCUAUCUAAGAGCUCAAGCCCAGUCCCAACCUCAGCGCCACGGCCAGGGUCAGGGUCUUGGUCGAGGCCAGAGUCGAGGCCAGGGUACAGUCAACAAUACCAACGCCCACGGAAAUCUUAGCUCUCACGCUAACGCCAACUUCAAUUACGAUAACGUUCCCACCGGCCUAAGACGGGCGGCUCAAACUACGAACAAAAGACGGGGACGCGGCAAGGGCCGUAAUCGUACGUCUUCGAUCUUUGAGGAAUGGAAGGCUCAGGCGUCGGUGGAUGUUGGACAUAAAGGUGAUGGAGAUGACGGUCAGAAGAUGGUGAGCGACUCUACUGGUGCUGGUGCUACUACUGUCAGCGGCAGUGCUACUGUUACUGCUGCUAGUAAACCUACUUCUGCUACCGUUGGUCCCAGUGCUACGGGAACAAAGGGUCGCUCAUACCGUGGAAGAGCUAGGAACGAUUCUCUUGUUCGUCAAGAACCCAGUACCACUGAAGACGGACAAAAGGUUGCGAGUGCCAAGCAGGGUACUGUUUCUGGGAGGGAGUCUGCUGUUGUUUCUGGUAGUCAUCCUGGUGCCUCAGUUGCUGAAGCCCAGCAUGCCACUUCUACUGCCAAUGCUUCUUCUACUGAGAUGGCAAAUGGCAGUUCGCCAUCGGAGGAUUCGAUGUCUCGUCAAAGAUCUGAGCGCCAGAAGAAUCCUAUUGUUUCGACAAACCCCGCUUCUGACUCUCGCCCCAUUGACUCGAUCAUCAAUUUUUCUGAAGGCCAGCAUAACACUACCAAAGGUGAAUCGAGCAAGGUGGUUAUUGAAGACAGCACUGCUGUUCAUGUGGGCCCGUCUGCUGACUCUUCUGGAGCGACUGACACGACUGCUUCUGCCGGUCAGGGUACAAUUACCACCAAAAGCGAACGGUCAAAGUGCCGCUCGCCGUCAGGCAAGGGCGGAAAAGAUUCUCAUGCUCAUAGAGAAUCCGGACCUAGCUCCACUAAAGCCGAAGCGAGCAAAGCAAGCAAGGACAGCACUACUGCUCCUGCUGAACCAUCCGUCAAUUCUUCAAAAGCACCUGCUAGCUCAGUUGCUAAUGACAAAUUUGCUACCAUUUCUGGCUCUCGUUCUCGUCGCGGAGGAAAGAAAGGUUCGCAUCGUCGCGGGAAAUCUGGAUCAGCCCCCACUGAGAGUGAAUUGAAAAACAUUUCAAGCUCAUCUGCUGCACCCGCUGACUCUUCUCUCAUUGGUUCCAUUGCCGAUGGAGCAGCAAAACAGCCAGUUACUGCAGACGUUUCUCAGCCCCAGACCGGGAAGGGUAAAAAGAGCCGUCAUGGUCGUAAGAAGUCUGCAUCUGUUUCUACCAGAGACUCCGGAAAGAUCGUGGAUAACAAGGAGAGUAAGGGGCCAUCUGCAAAGCAUUCGAGCGCCCCUGUUGCUCUGACAGCUGGCCAAAACAAGACUGCUGUUAGCUACCGCGCACCUAAAGCGGACGCGAAGAGCUCUCAGGCUCGUGGGGUUUCUGUUUCUAACUCUACUGGAGAAUUAAAGGACAAGGAUAGCUCUGCUAAGUCGAAGGAGCUAGCUGCCAGAUCUUCGAGUGAAAAGACUGCUUCAGUUGCUGUUGCAUCUGGAGGCAAAACCAAUCAUAUUGGUUCUCACCUGCGGUCUGCAAUGGGCGAGGAGAGUUUUCGUACUCGUCAGGCAUCUGUUUAUGCUUUCGUCGAGGAAUGGAAGGAGAGUACUGCUGUCUACGAGGGGUCUCCUGCCAAGACUCCAGGCGUUCCUGUUAUCUCGACUACUGGCUCACUUGAAGGUCAAAGCGUCAUCGUGGGUCCUCUCACACAGCAUGAAACGAGUGAAGAGGACUUCCAUGAUUGCCAGGCGUCUGUUGAUUCUGCCGAGGAGUCAAAGGAAGCAGUGAGUUUCAAGGCAGCUGCUACUAGCUCUGAGGAAUCACUGGUCAAAUCUUCGAGUAUCCCUGUUACUUCAAUUGCUGGUCCAUCUAAAAUCCAGCCUGCUGAUGCCAGUUCCCAUCAGCAAUCUGAAGCAGCCACGGAGCGUCCUUGUGCUUGCCAGGAAGCUGGACACGCGUCUACCGGAAGUGAACCAAAGAAAACUAAAAGUAGCAACGGCGGUACUAGUGCAGAAAUGCUUGCUAGUCAUUUAAGCGCUUCUGUUGGUUCCUCUGCCAGUCAGCCUGAAAACAAGCCUACCGUUACCGCUGGUUCUGGUGAGGCCAAGAAUGAUGCACUGCAGGGAAAGAAAGGAAAGGAUAUUCCGCGUUCAUCUGAAUCUGCUUCCGCUGGUGAGCCCAAAGCGCCAAUAAGACAGAAAGAAGCGCAACAACCAAUUAUAUUCUAUCCAGCCCAAGCUCCGGAGAACAAACCAAGCCAGCCCAUUCCCAAAGGCCCCGAAGCUGACACUAACCGCCGUGCCUCGACCACCGUCAACACGAAGUUGGACAAACGAGCUGUUUCUCGUCAGCAUGAGCAGGAAGGGUAUACGGCUCCGAACGGCGAGUGCCUCAACAAGAACCAACUAGCGAGAUAUGCGGAAGGUAUGAAGUCUCCACACAAGGACACUGUUUAUUUUCAGCCUAGCUUUAUUGAGGAUCCUUGGGCGGGAAUGAAGCCGGUGUUAAUUCCAUGUUCUCCUCGUUAUUGGUAA
Aspergillus chevalieri is the source of this 2781-nucleotide messenger RNA. RefSeq lists its product as uncharacterized. The record is from RefSeq and is a predicted model, not a curated record. The coding region runs from base 1 to 2781 and encodes 926 amino acids. The transcript has a single exon. NCBI's taxonomy places the organism in Eukaryota, Fungi, Ascomycota, Eurotiomycetes, Eurotiales, Aspergillaceae.